Messenger RNA from Hypoxylon trugodes, 1535 nucleotides. RefSeq lists its product as uncharacterized. The coding region runs from base 135 to 1535 and encodes 466 amino acids. The transcript has a single exon. The record is from RefSeq and is a predicted model, not a curated record. NCBI's taxonomy places the organism in Eukaryota, Fungi, Ascomycota, Sordariomycetes, Xylariales, Hypoxylaceae.
CUACAUUAGGUAGGUAGGUACCUUAAGUACAUUGGUACGUAGAUAUGUUGUCGAGGCAUAGCAAUGAGUAUAGUUAUUUGAAGUUCUCGAGGUUGUCUGUCGAGGUUGUAUAGAAACUCAGCGGCUUAGGAACCAUGUAUUCACACAACGUCCGAACAGCUUUGAUUCCGAUUGCCUUUCUUUGGUUGAUCAUUCUAUAUUGCAAUUGCUAUUCAGCCGUAUUGACAUCACCUAUUCACCUUUCUCGACCCACUGCUCCCGCUUGCCCGAAAUCAAGAUCACAGACCGAUAUUCUCGUAGUUAUCCGAACCGACUCGACCGAGGCCCACAGGAAACUACCAACUCUCUUCAAUACUGUUCUUAAAUGCAUCCCAGACUAUGUGAUUUACUCAGAUGUGGAAGAGGAGAUAGAAGGCCACCAUGUACACGACAUCUUAGAUCAAGUCGACGAUGCGCUAAAGAACACAAUACAGGAAGUUGACCAAUACAACCAACUUCACAUAAGAACGAGAGAAGAAUCAAAGUCAUUGAAAAGCGGACCAGAGAGAGUGGCCGAAGAUCAACACCAGGGACCCAACACGUGGAAAUUCAUUCCAAUGAUCGACCGAGCCGCUAAGCAUAGACCAGAUGCGAAGUGGUUUAUCUUCAUCGAGGCGGAUACAUACAUAUUAUGGCAGAACUUGUUGGACUACUUAUCCAAGUUUGACGCAGAACGACCUUAUUAUCUUGGGAGCCAUAUGCAUAUUGGCGAUGUUCUCUUUGCUCACGGAGGGCCAGCAUUUGCAUUAAGUAACCCUGCGAUAAAGAAGAUAUCCAAGUACUGGAGAGGGCAUCACAAAGAAUGGCAUCGAUAUACUAAGGAGCAAUGGGCAGGGGAGUGGAUAGGGGAUAUGAUCGCAGGAAAAGCACUGAAAGAGGAGGGAAUAGACUUGGUCUGGACGUUUCCAUAUUUGCAAGGAGAUAACCUUGCCACAUUUGAGUGGAACACAUUAAAAUCAGACCAGCGACCACAAUGCUCCGCGCCGUUGACCUUCCACCGUAUGUCCGGUGCGGAAUUUUCCAAAAUGUGGCAAUUUGAACAAGAGAGACUUCGUAGGGAUCACGCCGAGGACCUUCUCCACUAUCGCGACAUCUUCAAGCGUUUGGUAUACCCCGAGAUUCAAGCCAGGCGCAGAAGCUGGGACAAUCUAUCAUUUGGAACAGAAUAUAGCGACGUGUCUUUCAAGAGAUUUUCAGACGGAAAAAGAAUCGGUCUUUCCCCUGAAGAACGAAUAGCUCAAUUCUCCUUUGAGAACUGCCAAAUUGCGUGCGACAGCAUACCGACGUGCAUUCAAUUCUCCUUCUCCCCGGGGAAGUGCAUGGUCUCCGACGAGUUGCGGUUAGGAUACUCCGAAGAUCCCAGACCAGGAGCGGUGGACGACAACGCGGACUCAGGAACUCCGGGUGCCAUCCAAUCCGGCUGGAUUAUGAGAAGGGUUGCCUCUUACAUGCAAGAACUGGACCGAUCGUGCGACGGUGAGAAAGGUAACCACUAG